GAGACUGCAAAUCGCCUUUGACAGCGAUUCGGAGACAUAACUUCUUUGUAUAUUUGUUUUUGGCAUUGUGCAAUCUUAAAACGUCAAGGCGUAAUAAUUAACUCGUCGCCGUGAUUACUAAUGUGAAACAAAAUAAUAUUUGAAAUAUUGCGUUUCUUUUUUGGUGUGAGCGACUUGACACUAAACACAAACUGAGGUACAUUGUCUGGGAAAAGUUUACACCCUCCUAAAUAGCGCAGAUUUCAACAAAUCGUUAGGAAUGAGAUUGCCAUAACCCGUUCAAGAGUCGCACUGGCAUCCACUGGUGCCAGCAGUCUGACAAGUAAAGUUCAGGACAGUCCUGCAGGAUCCAGUAGAGGGGGGAGAGAGAGAGCGCAACAAAUCAACAUGACAAAACACUGGGGGGGCAGCAACCUUCUGCAUGGGCAACCUACCCUCGCCUACCUGCCCUCGCCCUGCUACAGCCCCAGAACCGUCUCUGAACUUCAACUUGAGUGGCCACCACCACCGCCCCAGCACCGCCAGAACUCCAGCUCAGCGCACGUUGACUACUUCAGAGCAGCCAUCGCGGCCAGGUACAGUUUUGGGUUGAAUUCUCCUCCACCGUUGGCCGCUUACGGUAGCCCCUGGCCGGCGGAUCUCCGGCCAGCGAAGGCAGCGGCAGCUGAAUCUAUCAUGGAGAAGAUCAUGCAGCUGGAACCCAACGCCAAUAUGACCGUCCAACUUCAGCAGAACAAGGGCGCACCUGAGAAAGAGGUGGUUAAGAACAGGUACGAGGCAACUAAGGAUAGCGAGGACAAGAAAUGGGUAGAGGACAAAAGCGCAAAAAACGGAAGAAAGAAAAACUACCAGCGCUACCCCAAACCUCCGUACUCCUACCUAGCCAUGAUAGCCAUGGUCAUCCAGAAUUCCCAGGAGAAGAAGCUGACCUUGUCUCAGAUCCUGAAGGAGAUCAGCACCCUCUUCCCGUUCUUCACAGGGAAUUACAAGGGCUGGCGGGACUCUGUGCGGCACAAUCUCUCCUCCUACGACUGCUUUGUCAAGGUCCUGAAGGAUCCAGGCAAGCCCCAGGGGAAGGGAAACUUCUGGGCGGUGGACGUGUCGCGCGUCCCCUUGGAUCUGCUAAAGCGGCAGAACACGGUGGUGUCGCGACAGGAGGAGACAGUUUUUGCACAGGACCUGGCACCCUACAUCCUGCACGGGCGGCCCAGCGGACAGGACCAGCUCCAGCUCGGGGACUCCACUCCCCCCAGUGAGCCGGCCCCUGCCACCCGCCUCGACUCCGAAGACCCAUACCGCCCCAAACUGGACUCAUCCUUUGCCAUCGACUCCCUGCUCCACAGCUUCACGCCUGGUGCUGGAGAGAAGCUGGAUGAACACUGCAAGCAGGGGGAACAGAGACUUCCGGGGCAGGGGGGCUGGGAGCCAAGACCCUUCUUCCACGACUCGGAGCCCUUCCCCCGGCAUCAGUCCAGCAUGGGCUACUCCUCCUCAGAGUCUCGCAGCCUCUGUUACUCCUCUCGGAGCACUUCAGGCAGCUCUGUCAGCCCUGCUUCCUCCUCCUCUUCCUUGGAAGAUUCUAGCUGGAGGAGCGGCCUGGUGGCACACAAGCGCCCCAGGCCGAUGCCCGUGGGAGGAGAGGGGUCCGAUUCAGAUAGCUACGAGGACUGCCCCACGCCUCUCAAGUCAGCUAAGAGGACCUCUGCCCCUUGGGAGCUGCCUACAUCCUACACUAAAUACGUGCCUCCCAAUGCAGUGGCUCCUCCCAGCAUGCGCUUCCCCAGCAACCCCUUUCUGCAGCUGGGGGGUCUGCCCUUCUAUAACUACCGGCCCUCUCCUGCUGCAGCCUAUGUGGGCCCUGCUUACUGGUCCUUCCUGCCCAGACCCGGUGUUCCUCUGCAGGCCUGCCACCACCGGCAGCCCCCUGCCCUCAUGGAUCUAGACAACCUUCUCCAGUCUGUGCCCCCCAACAAGAGCGUGUUCGACGCACUAGUGCCUGAGAUGCCCACCUCUCUGCCAGGGCAGUACACAGCCCAGAACUCUGGGGGUAUCGGGCGGUACCCCCCUUACUGAGCGAGUGCUGUGUGGGACGAUGGUUUUAAACGUGUACAUAUCGAUUUACAGGGUUUUGGAAAGCUUGUUCUUGCUGGACAGAAGAGGCUCCAUACUUGGACACGGUGGAAGCAGGGCAGUACUUUUGAAUACAAUCUUAUCCCUCCCCCACCUCUCCACAGGGGUUCCUCGUUCACAAUGAAUUACUGAAGAGUCCCCAAAGCAGGGGGGUGUUUUUAUACAGCGGAAGGGAAGCUUUUUAGCAGCUAUGCUGACUGUCCAGGGGAGAGUAAAUAUGUAUUCAGGGUGACUCCUCAGCUAUGAAUUAUUGAAGAGCCCCUCUUUCCCCAAUGAUUGUAAAGAGUCCCAGCCAGGAGCGGAGAUCACUCAUAAAGAGCUGGAACAGUUUGCCGGUGUCUGCAUUUUCUCAGAACCGGUUUACCCACUCGUCCCUGUUUUCAAAUGGGUGCCCAGUAUGUUUAGGGUUGUUGAUGUUGGAUUGAGAAUGCAUGAUGCUUCAAUUUUUAGAUGCAUUGUUGUGGUCUACAUGCAAAAGCCCAUUGUUUUGUGAUUCGCAGUGAGAACCUGCAGCCAGUUCCAUAAAACACAUUGUUUCUCCUUUUAGUAGUUUUACUCGUGUUUCUUGAGUCCUAAGGGUGUUGCAGAAAGCAGCUUGGCACAAAUAAGUCCUUAACUUUUUAGAUCAUUGUGUGGUAACAGUUAAACGUAAUACUUCAGGUGUCUAAUGCAUCCAACAUGUGUUGAGUCAAGGUGCUGAAGAGGAAGUUUAGUUGUCUGUUUGCCCUCACCGCGUCCCGGAGCAAGGGUCGGGUUAUUUCCAUUGAUGUUUCAGCUGCGUAGUCUUCAGGAACGGCACAGAAGUGAGCAUGGCCAGCUAACCAUUCUCAGUCUUGCCUUUUUGAGGGUGUGGUUUUUUUUUUUUUUUUUAAAAACGAAUCUGCUGAAAUGUCAAUUUGCUAACCUAUUUAUAUUGCUUUAUAAUCCAGAUGAAGCUUUGAAUAGAUCUGACCUUGCUUGUUCUAUUGCCUGUAAGCGGACAGUAGCCUACUUCUUCUACCUGCAUUCUUUUAAAGCACGUAAAAGAAGACCUGCCCAUUACCCAAGUUAGGCUUUGCUGCCCAGCGGCUGCCAGGGAGUUAAGUUUUGAUUUUGUUCAUUUGUCCUGCAUUAAAUUAAUAGUCCUUCGGAAAUGUCCUUGCCUGGCUCCUAUAGCCAACUGCAGAUGCUGUUUAGUUCCUCUACUGUCGUUCUUUACUACGCAUUGGUUACAAUCUACUGCGUGCAAUGGUUCUUGAACCAAUUCAAACCAUGGACUGUAAUGUACUGCAACGUGUCGCUUUCUCCUUCCACCAGGCAUCUUUUUUUAAAAAAAAUUUAAAAUAAAUAAAAAGCAUCAUUGUAUGAAACAAAUGAAAAAUAUACGUAGCAACAGGAAUGACCAGCUACAUUUUUAAAUACACGUAGGUAUUCCAGUCAUGCUAACCCAAUAUUCAGAAUAUAGUUGUCUUUUUCCCAAAUGGUGUGUGGGGGUUUGUAGAUUGAAUACAAAGGGAAUUAUCUUUUUAAAGUUGGGUAGAAUAUGUUCAGACAGACCCCAUUCUGAAUGCGACAGCCUGCAUGUCUACUGGGUUUGCGCACUCCUGUCCUGUAAAUGCCAUAUCUGAAAUGUAUCUGGGAGCACUAUUGUGAUUACUUCUGCAUCUGGGGUUUACCUUGCUUGUAAAUGUAUCCAGUGCUUCACUACAAUACCACAGGGCAGUACUAAUGCUUGUGUGUGGUACAGUCCAAUGAUUAGCUCUGUAACAAGCUGUCUGUUUGCAAAGGCUCCUUUAGCAGGCCUUUCCACUGUUUCUAAGGUUUAAGUAAUCAGAAUCUUAAGGUGGCAAUUUUUAAUAAUAAAUUUUGAUUUUUCUUUUAAUACAUUUUUUUUUUUUUUU
Messenger RNA from Acipenser ruthenus (sterlet), 4010 nucleotides. RefSeq names its product forkhead box protein H1-like. Bases 388 to 2073 code for a protein of 561 amino acids. The record is from RefSeq and is a predicted model, not a curated record. Gene Ontology annotation, biological process: regulation of DNA-templated transcription. The transcript has 4 exons. Gene Ontology annotation, molecular function: DNA-binding transcription factor activity; sequence-specific DNA binding. Lineage: Eukaryota; Metazoa; Chordata; Actinopteri; Acipenseriformes; Acipenseridae.